Molecule: messenger RNA, 2898 nt
Organism: Brachypodium distachyon (stiff brome)
Lineage: Eukaryota; Viridiplantae; Streptophyta; Magnoliopsida; Poales; Poaceae
Product: ETHYLENE INSENSITIVE 3-like 3 protein
Exons: 3
Coding region: 705-2543 (612 amino acids)
Cellular component (GO): nucleus
Molecular function (GO): DNA binding; DNA-binding transcription factor activity
Source: RefSeq, a predicted model, not a curated record
UGAUAAGAUGCGCUUGUUACAAAUUAGUAUGUGGCAGACGUAGAAGAAAAUCAUGGCUAGAAAUAUAGAACUGGCCUGAUGUCCCUGUAACAGUUCUGUCAGGUGUUGCUCAUUUGCAGUGUACCAUUGCCAUUCUAAGGCCGUCCUUCUUUUUUAGUUGACAAACAGUAGACUUUUUGAUGCUGGGCUUCUUUUAUUGCUUAUGUGUGCAGUUUUAACUUCACUAGCUUUGGGGCUGCAGUGGCAUGCAUUGCCUGAAAGGGUUACUCCUUUUUCCUGUAGAGCUUUAUGUAUUGCUGUUGAUUAUCUAAUGCCAUAAGAUGUUAUGUUGAAAUACGCCAAACUGUUUAGGUUGUGAGUGAUAGUAUUUCUAAUUAGCUCGGAAGUUCUGGAGAUCAAGUGGUUAUGCCAUACUGUUUUUGUGAAUGAUGAUAUUGCGAGCCAUAUGUCCUCUUUGAUCGAAAAAAUGUAAUACUGUGUUUAUCUGCUAACUUUGUGCACAGAACUUCCUCAUUACACAAAGUGAGCAGAUAAGUGCUGUUGGAGAAAAAAAUAAACCAAGCUGCCCCUUCCAAAUUUCUGUCAUGUUUUGACCCCUUGCAGAAAUUCGGCAGGUUGCCUACAUUCCUUGUUUGACGGCACAGAACAGAUUUGUUCUAAGCUGACUAGGGUUAUGCGAUUGCAAUUAGUAAGCAGUAGUUUUCAUGGACCAUCUAGCUAUCGUCCCGUCGGAGCUAGGUGAUGUGUCAGAUUUUGAGGUUGAUGGAAUCCAGAACCUCACCGAGAAUGAUGUCAGUGAUGAAGAGAUUGAAGCCGACGAGCUGGCUCGGCGAAUGUGGAAAGAUAAGGUCAGGUUCAAGAGGAUCAAGGAGAGGCAGCAGAAGCUCGCUUUGCAGCAGGCUGAACUGGAGAAUGCCAAGUCAAAAAAUAUAUCUGAUCUGGCCCUCCGCAAGAAGAUAGCAAGAGCUCAUGAUGGCAUUUUAAAGUACAUGCUCAAGUUGAUGGAGGUAUGCAAUGCACGGGGGUUUGUUUAUGGUAUCAUUCCUGAUAAAGGGAAACCUGUUAGUGGAGCAUCAGACAACAUUAGAGCUUGGUGGAAGGAGAAGGUAAAGUUUGAUAAGAAUGGGCCAGCAGCAAUUGCAAAAUAUGAGGUUGAGAACUCUGUAUUGUUUAACACUACAAGCAGUGGAACCACAAACGAGCAUAGCUUGAUGGAUCUCCAAGACGCCACUCUGGGUUCAUUGCUUUCAGCAUUGAUGCAGCACUGCAGCCCUCAACAGCGCAAGUAUCCAUUGGAUAAGGGUAUUCCACCCCCAUGGUGGCCGUCGGGGAAUGAGGAAUGGUGGAUCGCUUUAGGCCUUCCUAAGGGUAAAACGCCUCCCUACAAAAAACCACAUGAUCUUAAAAAGGUUUGGAAGGUCGGUGUGCUGACUGGUGUGAUAAAGCACAUGGCACCCAACUUUGGCAAGAUCAGGAAUUAUGUACUGAAAUCAAAGUGCCUGCAGGACAAAAUGACUGCAAAAGAGAGCUUGAUUUGGCUGAGUGUUUUGCAAAGAGAGGAGAAUUAUAUCCACAGUAUUGACAGCGGUGUAUCAGAGAUUACUCACCGUUAUGAGCUAGGGGACAAAAAUGGGAACUCAUAUAGCAGCAGUGACGAGUAUGAUGUGGACUGCCUGGAGAAGCCUCCUCAUUCUGCAACAUCCAAAGACAGUGUGGGAGCUCAUCAGCUAGCUCUGCAGAUAAGGGAAGAUAAUGUCUCAAGUAGAGGGGACAGAAAACAUCUUGAUAAACAGUCCACUCGAGCACUUCCAAGUGACAAGAAAACUAAAGAAUCACGGAAGCGAAAAAGACGCACUGGACAGUUUCCUGUUGAUGAGUCUGUGGUUGAAGUGAUGCAGAGAAAUGGUGAUCUACCAGAGGUUUUCAGCAAUGCAAUUCCUGAUAUGAAUAGAAAUCAAAUGGAGGUGCCCCCUAUGGCUAACCGACUGACAAGUGUAAACAAUGUCAGUACAAGUGUGGCUUUACCACACCAGGGACAUGCUGAAGAGAACUUCAUCUCUCCUGGUCCUGUUGCUAUUAAUUAUAACUGCAACCAGACUACAGAUGCUACUCAUUCAAGUGUUUAUAUUGGAGAGCAGCCUUUAGCUUGUGAUAGUAGUGACUACAGGAACCCAUGGCCUGUAGACAAUUUUCAACAGGAUCUUAGCCUUGUACCUAUUGGUUUUAGCUCUCCUCCACUUGAUUACCAUACUUCUGCUGCGAAACAAUCACUACCACUAUCUAUGGUGCCUACCAUGGGAACAGGAGCAUUGGUAGAGAACACUUCUUACAACCAUCAUAUGGCAGCUAGUGGGAAUUCAAUUUCUGUUGCUGGUGAUGCUCAUCAGAUCAUGAGUGAUGACUUUUACAUCGACCCUGAUGAUAAGUUUGUAGGCAGUUCUUUUGAAGGACUGCCUUUAGACUUCAUUGGUAUUAAUAGUCCAAUCCCUGACCUUGAUGAAUUGCUGGAUGACGAUGAUUUAAUGCAAUACUUGGGGACAUAACAUAGGGCUCGAUAGUCAACCACCAAGGGGAGGGGGAUAUAAGCAAGCAGAGUUCCAUGACAUUCUGAUGUGGUGCUAGUCCUGCUACAGCUAGAGAACGAUUUUCAGUUCGUUUGUUCUGUAAUUUUACUGGGUGCUCUUUGGUCCUGUGCCUGAUGGGAUUAAUUUUAGACUGUAAAAAUUCGGGUAGAAAACUCGGUGUCUGCGCGACAUCUGACUUUGGCUUUUCUGGGGUUCUUUUACUCUCUUGCGAAGAAGCAUCUUGAUGCAUGUUCAGUUGUUCAGAUAUGUUCGUUAUAGCUCAGUUCAGACUUCAGUCAUAAUAAUAAUGCAGUUCAGAUAUGUUGGUUGGAUA